AUGGCUGAAAAAGAGAAGAAAGAGAAGAAAGAGAAGAAAGAAAAGGAUCCAAAGGACAAGAAGGAGAAAAAGGAGGAGAAAGAUGAUAAAAAAGAUAAGAAGGAGAAGAAGGAGAAGCGACGAGAUGAAGGCGGUCUAGACUUGUGGGCAUCCACAGUGGACAACACGGGCUCCUUCGCCGGAGCCAAUGCUUAUGGCGGUCCCAAGGCGCCACAAGACAAGCGCGAAAAGGAGAUAGCGAAGGAGAAGGAGAUCAAGAAGGAUGCAGAGACGAAGAGCUUGAUCGGAGUGAGCGACGUGAUCUCUGCAACGCUCAAGAAGCAACACGAGGCCAAGAAAGAGGAAGCCAGGAAGGAAGCUGAAAAACGGAACAAGGCAAUAAGGGCAGCUCGGAAAGAGCAAGAGACCAAAGAUGAAGCAGAUGACACGUACCAGAUUAUGGACAAGAGCGGCCUCGGAAAUUUCAUGGAAAAAACGGAAAUUAUGGACAUCAUGAAGAACACCGUGAAAACAGCUGUCUCGCAAUCGGGGUCACGAUGCCAGGUGUCAACGAGAACCUUCAUGGACGAGAAGCUCUACACCAAUGCACAAGCCAAAUUCGAGUCCCUGGGUGAUCUAAAGGCUGUCAAAGGCUUCACCUUCAUCCGUGGUCCCAAGGAGGAGCCAGGAGUCAAGCUGACCCUGCUUCGACCGGCGACCGUGUACGUGGCUUUGAGCAAGGCUCCAAACGAGGAUGACCCUUUUCUGAGGACCUGGCAGGUGUUGGGUUCGGACUUCAAUCUGCCUGAGUUCUCCGAAGAUAUCGCGCCUAUACACGAGGUCAAGAAGAAGGUCUACCGCGACCCAGACAAUAGAAACAUUGAAGUUCCGAAGCCGCCGCCUGGGCUAGAAACCUGCCUCGUGUUUGUCCUUCCAGACUUUCACGCGGAGAUGUUUGGAGAGGAGAAGCUGUCAGAAGAGGAACUUCAAGAGAAGGAGCGAGCAGAAGCUGCAGCCAGGCGCGCUGGAAGAUCUGCCGCAUCCAGUUCAGCCAAGGAAGCGCCAUCCAAGGCUGAAGAACUCGAGGCAAUCCUCAAGAAGGUGGAAGCUGGAGAGAAGCUGUCGAACAAGGAGAAGAGGGCUUACGACAAGCAUCAAGAGAAGAAUGUCGUGUACAAGAACGAGGACGAUGAACCGGUGGGUGGAAUGAAUGCUUUUAGCAUCAUCCUUGAGGGUGGCAAGAACGAGCCUCCGCCUUCUGGCGAUGCUUUCGUCUGCAACAACUUCACGCUCUCGGCGCCGAAGCAGACUUUGUUCGACAAUGCGAGCAUCACCAUCGUUCAAGGCCACCGCUAUGGCAUCCUCGGACCGAAUGGUCAGGGAAAGACCACGUUGCUGCGGCACAUCGCGGCGCGUGAGAUGCCGGUGCCGGUCAAUUGGGACGUCAUUCUGGUGGAACAGGAAGCGAAAGCAACGGAGCGGUCUGCAGUUGAAGAAGUGCUGGCAGCGGACAUCAGGGCGGCGGAGCUGAUCAAGAGAGAAGAAGACCUGCUUCAGAAGCUGGAGGACAUGGAGACAGCCAUGGAGAAGGGAGAGGAGGUCUCCGCAGAUGAUUUGGAAAGGAUGCGCUCUGAUCUCGAGAACACCUCUGCAGAGCUUGAGGCCAUCGGUGCAGAUUCUGCCGAAGCUAGAGUUCGAAAGAUUUUGUGUGGCUUGGGAUUCACAAACGGCCAUCCAGAUGAAGACCGGUUUUCAAUGGACAGGCCUGUGGUGCAGUUUUCGGGAGGAUGGCGAAUGAGAAUCAGUUUAGCGAAGGCGCUGUUCUUGCAGCCAAAGCUGCUGAUGCUAGAUGAGCCAACAAAUCACUUGGAUUUGGAUGCAGUUUUGUGGCUGGACACCUACCUGUCCGAGCACUAUCCCCACUCUGUGGUCGUUGUGUCGCACGAUGCCGACUUCCUCGAUAGCAUUUGUACAGAUAUCUUGCAUUUGGAGGACAGAAAGCUUGUGCACUACCGUGGUGAUUACACAGCUUUCAAGAAGAUGCACCUGCAGAAGCGGGCGACGUUGGACAAAGAGUACAAGAAGCAGCAGGACGAGCUCAAAGCUUUGAAGAAGAAGGGCAAGACAAAGGAUGAGGCUGAGGCUCUUGUGAAGAACAAGUUUGGAAUUGAUGCCCUCGACGGUCUCAUGGAAAAGCACAAGGAUUACGUUGUGAAAUUCAAGUUUGAGGGCCAUGGAAUGGACAGAUCACUGGGACUCAACGUUUCAGAAGUGGCCUUCAGCUACAACGGGAAGGAGCCGUGGCUGCUUGACGAAGUAGAAAUCGGCGUGGAUUGUGGAUCGCGCAUUGCAAUCGUUGGCCCGAACGGAGCGGGAAAGUCUACGCUCCUUAACCUGAUGAUGCAACACCUUGAGCCCUGCGUUGGCGAUGUUGCAGUAUCCAAGGGGAUUCGUAUCCGUCAGUACCACCAGCACUUUGAAGAGCUUUUGCCCUUAGAUAAGACUGGCAUCGAGUACCUUACGGACGAGUUUAAUCUUGGUCCACCGGAGAAAGCCCGAGCUGUGCUAGGACAAUUUGGGCUGCCAGGAAGCUCCCACUUCACAAAGAUUGGAAAUCUGUCUGGAGGCCAGAAAGCUCGUGUAGCUUUUGCUGCCCUGAUGCUGAUGAAGCCUCACAUCAUUAUCUUAGACGAGCCGACGAACCAUCUGGACAUUGAAUCUGUUGAAGCAUUAACGACAGCUAUCGCCAACUUCAAUGGUGGCUUGGUGUUGGUGAGCCAUGAUGCCAGACUCAUCACGGAAGUUGACUGUGAGCUGUGGGUGUGUGAGGAUGGGGGUUGUUAUCGAUUCGAGAAGGACUUUGAUGGAUACAGGGACAAAGUCCUACACCAGCUGGAAGAACGUCAAGCUGAAGUGGAGCGGAUGGAACAGAAACGUCGAGAAGAACGAGCGAAGAAGCGUGCAAAGCACGUCUCAGAAGAGCAGCUCAGAGCCGCCAAAGACCGCAAGCAGGCGGCAAGGGCGACAUCCGACUCCAAGGAUGCCGAGAAACGCGCGGACUGA
Molecule: messenger RNA, 3042 nt
Organism: Symbiodinium necroappetens
Lineage: Eukaryota; Dinophyceae; Suessiales; Symbiodiniaceae
Source: the annotation of a GenBank genome assembly